AAAAUGGCGGUGGCCUGGAGAGGCGCUUUAGCGGCUGUAGCCCGCGGUUGCCUGCGGGGCGCGGCGGCUGCGCCGAGGGCCCCCAGGAGCCAUAAGCGGGGGACGGGCCUGUGGGUGGCCGCUGCUGUGGCAGGCGGUGUCACGUUGGCAGGCUUGCGUCGAGGAUGGCGCGGGCAGGCGGGGACCGACGGCAUCCUGACAGUCCUGGCUCAGACAGAAGAUGUUCAAGAUGAAGAGAUGGCUGAAAAGCUCUGCAUUCGAAAGAGACGCUUUAUGCAGUUUGCUUCCUUGCAAUACGAUGGAGAAUAUUACAUGACUCCGAGGGACUUCCUGUUUUCAGUGAUGUUUGACAAACCGGGGCGUAAAACUUUGGCCAAGAAUCUGACAAAAAAGGAGGUAGAUGCUGCACUUGCAAAUGUUGCAAAGGCUAAACCAGGGCCAGCCUUUUUUAGAGACCUGGGAGAUAAAGGACUGAUCUCCUACACAGAAUACCUGUUUUUGCUGACGAUACUCACAAAACCGCAGACUGGUUUUCAUAUUGCUUUCAAAAUGUUGGAUGCAGAUGGGAAUGAACAAGUAGAGAAAAAAGAGUUCUCUAAGCUUCAGAAGAUAAUUAGGAAACAAGAUGAAUUGAAAGCAGCUUCAGGAGAUGAAACAGUGUGUCAGGAGCCAGAAUUGGAAAGUUCUGAUAUUAAUACCAUGUUGUUGGUCCACUUCUUUGGAAGAGGAGGAAAAGAGAAGCUUCACUACUGUGAAUUCUACAGAUUCAUGCAGAAUUUACAAGCGGAGGUACAAGAAAUGGAAUUUAUCCAAUUUUCCAAAGGGCUAAGCUUCAUGACAAAAGAGGACUUCCUAGAGUGGUUGUUGUAUUUUACUGAUGAGGAAAACAAUGAAAUUUACUGGCAAAAUGUGAAGGAGAGAAUCCAACCAGGAGAAUGUAUAAGUAUAGAGGAAUUUAAGACUUUCUGCCAGUUUACAAACCGCCUCGAAGACUUUUCAAUUGCCUUGAAGAUGUUUACUGUAGCAAACCGUCCUGUUAAACAAGCUGAAUUCAAAAGAGCUGUGAAAGUGGCUACAGGGCAGGAGCUCUCAGAUAAUGUUUUGGACAUCAUCUUCAAGAUCUUUGAUCUAGAUGGAGACAAUUGCCUCAGCCAUGCAGAGUUUCUUGGAGUUCUAAAGAACAGGAUGCAUCGAGGUUUGAGGGUUCCUCAGCAGCAAGGAGUCCAAGGUUAUUGGAAAUGCGUGAAGAGAGAGAGCAUUAAAGGAGCCAAAGAAGUCUGGAAACAAACUGGGAAAAGUCCUUUUUAAAAACAUCCUGAAAUACUUCAUCCCAGUCCUAUAUGUCUAGAUUUGCUC
Molecule: messenger RNA, 1356 nt
Organism: Euleptes europaea (tarantolino)
Lineage: Eukaryota; Metazoa; Chordata; Lepidosauria; Squamata; Sphaerodactylidae
Gene: MICU2
Product: mitochondrial calcium uptake 2
Exons: 12
Coding region: 4-1308 (434 amino acids)
Biological process (GO): calcium import into the mitochondrion; mitochondrial calcium ion homeostasis
Cellular component (GO): uniplex complex
Molecular function (GO): calcium ion binding
Source: RefSeq, a predicted model, not a curated record